UGCUAUCCUUUUCAGACUUGUUUCUUAUAUGUGAUGCCAUUCCAGCACUGGACUCAUGGAGGCUGAACAUUUAUUCAGGAGUCCAUAGAGGCUGCUGUAUCCUACUGAAGAUGUCUAACAGCAACACUACUCAGGAGACCCUGGAAAUAAUGAAAGAAUCGGAAAAAAAACUGGUGGAAGAAUCUGUAAACAAAAGCAAGUUUAUAUCAAAGGCUCCAAGUAAGGAAGACAUUGAGAGAGAUGGUGAAGAGACCAGCUUGCGCCAGGAAACACAGGAUUAUGAGUUUCUUUUUGACAAGAGGCGGACAUCCAACCAUGGUCACGCCAGGAAACGAGCCAAGUCUAAUUCCAAGCUGAAGUUGGUGCGCAGCCUGGCAGUGUGUGAGGAGUCCUCCGCCCCAUUUACUGAUGGGCCACUGGAGACCCAGGAUAUAAUUCAGUUGCAUAUCAGUUGCCCCUCUGACAAAGAGGAGGAAAAGUCUACAAAGGAUGUCUCUGAAAAGGAAGACAAGGACAAAAAUAAAGAAAAGAUCCCAAGGAAGAUGCUGUCCAGAGACUCCAGCCAAGAGUAUACGGACUCCACUGGAAUAGACUUACAUGAAUUUCUUGUAAAUACACUGAAAAAGAACCCAAGGGACAGAAUGAUGCUGCUAAAAUUAGAACAGGAGAUUCUGGACUUUAUUAAUGACAACAAUAACCAGUUCAAGAAGUUUCCCCAGAUGACCUCCUAUCACCGGAUGCUAUUACACCGGGUAGCUGCCUACUUUGGGAUGGACCACAAUGUUGAUCAAACUGGGAAAGCUGUCAUCAUCAACAAAACCAGUAACACAAGAAUUCCUGAACAGAGGUUUUCAGAACAUAUAAAGGAUGAGAAGAACGCAGAAUUUCAACAGAGGUUCAUUCUCAAGAGAGAUGACGCCAGUAUGGACCGAGAUGAUAACCAGAUCAGAGUUCCAUUGCAGGAUGGAAGGAGGAGCAAGUCAAUAGAAGAGAGAGAGGAGGAAUAUCAAAGGGUCCGAGAGAGAAUAUUUGCCCGAGAGACUGGCCAGAACGGAUAUCUAAAUGACAUCAGACUCUCCAAAGAAGCCUUUUCUUCUAGUUCUCACAAGAGAAGGCAGAUUUUUAGGGGGAACCGAGAGGGGCUGAGCCAUACCUCAAGCAGCCGCCAGAGCAGCACAGACAGCGAACUCAAAUCCCUGGAGCCCCGACCCUGGAGCAGCACAGACUCAGAUGGCUCUGUCCGGAGCAUGCGGCCACCUGUCACCAAAGCCAGCAGCUUCAGUGGAAUCUCCAUCCUCACUCGCGGCGACAGCAUCGGGAGUAGUAAAGGUGGCAGUGCAGGAAGGCUCUCCAGGCCAGGUAUGGCGCUCGGUGCCCCAGAAGUGUGCAACCAGGUCACCUCCUCCCAGUCUAUCCGGGGCCUUCUCCCCUGUGCUGCCCACCCGCAGCAGCCGCUUCCUGCCCUUCCACCCACGCCGCAGCAACAACCGCCCUUGAAUAAUCACAUGCUCUCACAGCCAGUCCCAGCUCUGCAGCCCUCUCCGCAGCCUGUUCAGUUCUCUCCAAGCUCCUGUCCCCAAGUCCUUCUGCCAGUCUCUCCGCCCCAGCAGUACAACAUGGCAGAUGACCUCAGCAAUCCCUUUGGACAAAUGAGCCUUAGCCGCCAAGGUUCUACCGAAGCAGCUGACCCAUCUUCAGCUCUGUUCCAGCCUCCACUGAUAUCCCAGCACCCUCAGCAGACUAGCUUCAUCAUGGCUUCCACGGGACAGCCACUCUCCACUUCCAACUAUUCCACCUCUAGCCAUGCACCACCUACUCAGCAAGUCCUGCCACCCCAGGGUUACAUGCAACCCCCUCAACAGAUCCAGGUUUCUUACUAUUCCCCUGGACAGUAUCCUAACUCCAACCAGCAAUACCGACCUCUUUCUCACUCGGUGGCCUACAGCCCCCAGCGUGGUCAACAGCUGCCUCAGCCAUCCCAGCAGCCUGGUUUACAGCCUAUGAUGCCUAGCCAGCAACAGGCAACUUACCAAGGCAUGAUUGGGGUCCAGCAGCCUCAGAAUCAGAGCCUGCUCAGCAACCAGAGGAGCACCAUGGGAGGCCAAAUGCAAGGCCUGGUGGUUCAGUACACUCCACUGCCUUCUUACCAAGUCCCAGUGGCUAAUGACUCGCAAAACGUGGUCCAGCAGCCUUUCCAGCAACCCAUGCUGGUCCCAGUGAGCCAGUCUGUGCAAGGGGGCCUGCCAGCAGGGGGCGUGCCAGUGUACUACAGCAUGAUCCCGCCCGCUCAGCAGAACGGUACGAGCCCUUCUGUGGGGUUUCUACAGCCUCCCGGUUCUGAGCAGUACCAGAUGCCUCAGUCGCCCUCUCCCUGCAGUCCACCUCAAAUGCCACAGCAGUACUCAGGAGUGUCACCUUCUGGACCAGGUGUGGUGGUCAUGCAGCUGAAUGUCCCUAAUGGACCCCAAGCUCCCCAGAACCCAUCCAUGGUCCAGUGGAGUCACUGUAAAUAUUACAGUGUGGACCAGCGGGGGCAGAAGCCUGGAGACCUGUACAAUCCUGAAAGUAGCCCCCAGGCCAACACGCAGAUGAGCAGCAGCCCUGUCCCGUCUCCUACCCAGUCCCCAGCACCCCCUCCUGUCACCAGCCUCAGCAGCGUCUGCCCAGGACUCAGUCCUCUGCCCGUCCUCCCACAGUUCCCCCGGCCGGGGGGUGCGGCCCAGGGGGACAGCCGCUACUCCCUAUUGGGCCAGCCAUUGCAGUACAAUCUGUCCAUCUGCCCACCCUUGCUCCAUGGUCAGUCAGCAUACACAAUGCAUCAGGCACAGAGUGGACUGAAGCAUGGAAACCGAGCCAAAAGACAAGCACUCAAGUCUGCCUCCACUGACCUGGGGACUGCAGAUGUGGUCCUGGGGCGGGUGCUGGAGGUGACGGAUCUCCCUGAGGGCAUCACGCGGACGGAGGCCGACAAGCUCUUCUCUCAGCUUGCCCUGUCCGGCGCCAAGAUCCAGUGGCUCAAGGAUGCACAGGGGCUGCCCGGCGGGGGCGGGGGGGACCGCGGGGGCACUGCCGAGAACGGCCGCCACGCAGACCUCGCUGCCCUGUACACCAUCGUGGCUGUGUUCCCCAGCCCCCUGGCCGCCCAGAACGCCUCCCUUCGCCUCAACAACUCCGUGAGUCGCUUCAGACUUCGAGUGGCCAGAAAGAACUAUGACCUGAGGGUCCUGGAGCGAGCCAGCUCCCAGUGAGCGGAGAUGGGAAGGAGCAGCACAGGACCCAGACCGACCGGGGCCCAGGCAGGAAGUAGGGAGACCACGCCAAACCGGAGCCUAAGACCGUGUGGACGACGAUGGGAACAGACCAGCGCGACGGCCGCCUCGAUGCCGCUGUGGCCCUGGCCAGCUCCUCUCGCCUCCCUCUCCUUCCCAUCCUCUUCUGUCAUUUUGUAUCUCUUCUCCCACCAUCAAAUUACGUUUCUUUCUCCCUUUUUUUGGCCAGGUAGAAUUAGGAGGGUCCCAUACUCCCUAUUCUCCUAUUUCCUUAUCAUCCCAAGCUCCCUUUUCUUUUCUGGUCUUUAUGAAUAUAUUUAUAUGGACAGAA
This is a messenger RNA of Echinops telfairi (small Madagascar hedgehog), 3600 nucleotides long. It is a transcript of the gene R3HDM2, whose product is annotated as R3H domain containing 2. Gene Ontology annotation, molecular function: nucleic acid binding. Lineage: Eukaryota; Metazoa; Chordata; Mammalia; Afrosoricida; Tenrecidae. The transcript has 27 exons. Bases 111 to 3248 code for a protein of 1045 amino acids. The record is from RefSeq and is a predicted model, not a curated record.